Molecule: messenger RNA, 2118 nt
Organism: Rhipicephalus sanguineus (brown dog tick)
Lineage: Eukaryota; Metazoa; Arthropoda; Arachnida; Ixodida; Ixodidae
Product: acetylcholinesterase
Exons: 3
Coding region: 57-1964 (635 amino acids)
Biological process (GO): acetylcholine catabolic process; choline metabolic process
Cellular component (GO): plasma membrane
Molecular function (GO): acetylcholinesterase activity
Source: RefSeq, a predicted model, not a curated record
UAACAUAUAUGCAAGACUAUAUUCAGUGAGCUGCGCCGCUCGCCGGUAGGAGCAGAAUGACCGUUUCGGAAGGGUGCCUUCUGGCCGCAGUGCUGGUCGCAGCAGCUUCUCUCGUCGAUGCUGAAUACUUUCCCAGAGUGGGAAUCGACUCCGGAUUUGUGGUGGGCACGAGAGUACAAGCCGAUGGAACCGAGGUGGACGCUUUCCUCGGAAUACCGUACGCGGAGCCUCCAAUGGGCGAGCUUCGUUUCAGGAGACCUCGGCCCGUUGCUCCGUGGGAAGGCACGUACAACGCGACAACAAAGCCACGCGCCUGCCGGCAGGUGCCAUUCGACUUGCUCGGUCCUCUGGCGCUCGACUAUUCAGGUGCGUCAGAGGACUGCCUGUACGCAAACGUGUGGCGGCCAGCCAGGCGCCAGAAGUGCGCAGCUGCGCGGGAAAGCAGCGCUUGCAGCAAUGUGUUGCUUCCCACGGUUGUUUUCAUCCACGGCGGCGCAUUCCAGUGGGGUGACUCGGCGCUGUUUCUUUACGACCCGGCAAACUUUGUCGCCCUCACGGGUGACGUCGUAUUUGUGACGUUCAAUUAUAGGGUCAGCAUGUUUGGCUUCUUGGACACCGGCGAUCCUAAGCGAGCGUCUGGAGGCAACUUAGGCUUAUGGGACCAAAAUCUCUUGCUCAAGUGGGUGCAGAGUAAUAUCGCCUACUUUGGAGGUGAUCCCAAGAGAGUAACCUUGUGGGGGCAGAGUGCUGGCGCCAUGUCAGUAGCACUGCAUGCGCAAUCUCCUCACAGCGCAGGUCUUUUUCAGAAGGUCAUAAUGCAGAGCGGCGCCCCUUUCUCCCUGGUUCUGAACAGAGUAUUCAACACGCGGGAAAACUUUAAGAGCAUAGUGUCGAUGUUGCGCUGCUACGAUGCUACUAAAGAAGGUGCAGGCGACACGCUACGCGAUGUCAUGUACUGUCUCCGAAGAGCUGAAGCCUCAAGCGUGUUCGAUAGAAUAGAGUCAACCCCGAUUCUUCAAAGGUGGUUCGUUCCUAUCGAAAACGACACUUUCUUUCCUGAACCAUUUAUGUCCCCAAGUUCGUGGAAACCAUUCGGAGUUCGGGAUGUUCUUAUUGGCACAACGGCGAACGAGGGCACCAUGUUCUACAACAUGGUACUCAGUGCAUUUCCAAGACUUUCAGACGCUCAACCUGAUGAGUACAGAAUGCUAGCAACCGUCGCACUGUCAAACAUGUUUGGGAUGCCGUUAUCACAAGCGAGGUCGCUCGCGGACUUCUAUUUCGGCAAGGACGAUGCCGGUCGUACCUACGAGCAAGCCAGGGACACUACAGCUGAACUCGUAGGGGACGCAUUCAUCGACUGCCCCACCGAAUCGUUCUCUCAGUCAGCUGCGGCGAAUGGUGUUCGCGUCUACAGGUACUUAUUCGCUCACGAGGCUUCCCACAGUUUCGUGCCAGCGUGGAUGGGCGUGGCGCACGCUGCAGAUCUGUUGUACACGUUGGGAUCGCUGCCAUUUAUGAAGGACGAAGGUCGCUACACGGAACCCUUAGGCAAAGUAGGAAAGAGGUUUCUGCAGACGCAAGACUACACGAAGGAAGAAGAAAAGCUGAUGAAAGAGAUGGUCCAAGCCUUCGCCCACUUUAUACGGAAGGACAAACCAGAGCUUGCGGCAGCAGGGCUGGAGUGGCCGGCAUACACGGCGGAAGAUCGUCGGCUCAUCGCUGUUAAGUCGCACAAUUAUUCCAUCAUUCAAAUGUCGAAGACGGAUGUUUGCGAUUUGUGGAAGAGGGCUGUCGUAAAAAGUGAUGGAAGCAAGAAAAGACCCGCUGUAGCACCAACAGAGCCAGAGAAUUCCCUGCCUUCGAAGAAAAGGCGAUCAGGAGUGACUUCUUCCGCAUCAGGAUCGUCUAUUACAAUGCCAUGGGAGCUGUUCACUGUUCUCAUCGCAUUUUGUUUAAUUUAGGCCAUAAAUUUCUAAGGCGUUACGCCAAAGAGUGUGCUCAAUUUGUUCUGUGAAUGAAACGGGAGCCAUUUGUUUCAGGUAACCUUAAGUGCCUCAUCAAACGCUGACCUACGGAGACACACGUGACCGCUCAAGCGUCACCUUACAAAACAAG